This is a messenger RNA of Amphibalanus amphitrite, 4377 nucleotides long. RefSeq lists its product as uncharacterized. The record is from RefSeq and is a predicted model, not a curated record. The transcript is spliced from 12 exons. Lineage: Eukaryota; Metazoa; Arthropoda; Thecostraca; Balanomorpha; Balanidae. Bases 1286 to 3589 code for a protein of 767 amino acids.
ACUCGACAUUCUACCUGGAGAGGCUGAGAGCCGGCUGCAGACUGGACGAGACGGGACCGGAGGCCGGCGCGGCGGCAGCACUCUGCCGCGGGUGAGCGGGCCGCAGUGCAGCGGCGGCCGUGGAGUCGAGAGCAACUCUGCAGGCCAGCUCCUCUGGGAACUGCCUCCACCUGGGCGUGGUCCUGGCACGGUUGUGUGAGAGCCGAGAGGUCAGCACGGUGCUGCGGCCUGCACCCGUCACCAUCAGCACCAACUAGCACCACCGGCAGCGAUUCAGCGGCAGCGUGCGAGCCGGGCCGUUGGCCUUGGCUGCGAAUGGGCCCGGGAAAAGUGCCGGUGCCGGUGGCCGGUCUGGCGAGUCGCCCGGCCGCGCGCGCUGGUCAGUGGUGAGCCGCCGUGGUCAACGGCCGUGCCGUCAUCAACACAGUGGUGAUCGGUUGGGCGUGAACGUUGCGCAGGGAGAUCGAGAAUUAUAUGUGGUGUCUGACAAGAAGCCCGUGAUUGACAUCGUGCGAAUUAGCGGUUAAGGAAAAUAUCUGGUCCCGUGUAUGCGUGUGCUUAAAAACAUAAAAUAGAAAGACUCAGAUGUCCAGUCAAGCAAUAGGUUGCAGCAAAGCGUGGCCUGCAACCCGUGACCUGUGACCCAUGAGCCGUGACCUGUGACCCGUGAUCCGUGAUUCGUCACAGUCCCAGCACCAGAACCAACAUCAUCAGCGCGCGGUGCUGACGAGCUAAUCUCCGCGAAUGUGCUGAUUCAGAGUGCUGAGCGGACCGAGAGAUGACCGGAUGUCAGGAUGUGCGCUCUGGCUUCCCUAGUGACGCCACCCAGAUCUGCUGCAAAUCGUAUCCUGCGAAAGCGUGAGGCCGGACGCGCUUACAGUGGCGAAACGUCAGCUGUGCCGGUUUUACCAGCGAGGUCGGCUGUGCCGGUCAGGUUUCCAACACCCGCCUUGUCAGUGUUGUGAGUUUUGUGAGAAAGCCAUCCGCGGCGUUUUGGGAGAGUUUUAGUCAGCAAAGUCUGUGUGUGAGACUACAUCCCUCGGUUCGAUCCCAGCGAGGUCACCAGCAGGUCACAGCCAGACCGCAGCCUAGUGGACACCCCACCCACUCAGGCCAUAUUAGCUGGAUCGCUCUGGGGAUCUAACCGUGCCUGGCUCUGCUCUGAAGCGGCUGCCAGUUCAGCCCGUCUGUGCGUGGGAGAACCGGAGUGCUGACCUGCCCGAGAAAGGGGACUGACCCGACCAGUGCGACCUGGUUACGCUGUGGAAAGGUCAACAGCUCCGAGAUGUCUGCAUCAGCCCGCCGUCGCCGCUGCUGCCGCUGUGUCACAGUCAUCACGGUGGCUGUGCUCCUCAGCGACCUCGGACAAGUCCAGUCAGGUUACGUGGGCUGCCGACCGCCGGGUACCGCCGCCCUUUCUCGGGUACUGUUCUCUGUACCCGCCUCUCCACCUCCUGCGCCUUCAGUACCUCCCUCGGUACCUUCCGUACCCGAGCCAGCGGCACAGACAGCCGAGCGACCGGGUGCCACUCACCUAUCGCCUGACCAUGCCGUCAACACCAGCGAAGCACUGGUGUUUCAGCCCGGUACAUGGGCGCGCUACUCCUGCGACCCGGGCUAUGUGAUGGUCGGGGAUUCGCUGCGGAUCUGUCUGGACACAGGACAGUGGACUGGAGAUAUCCCACGCUGCUAUCUGAAUGUGGCCGAGCACUCGAGUCUGGCGGCGGCACACAGUCCUCUGGUGGACGGGGACCUGGCCACCUCUGACGACCUGCUCGCCCUGUUCGAGGGGGGCAGGCCGCUCUUCAUCGACCUCUACUUCCCCUUCCCCCUGCUCGAACUGAGACUGCUCACCAUCUACAACCUAACAGGAAUGAGCAUCCAAGUUCGUCUCAGCGAGAACAACGUCUCGUGGAUUGGCUUCUCGAUGCAGCUGGAUGCACCUCAGCCGCCGCGACCCGAGGUCAGAGGUCUGGUCAUCCACACAAUAUCGCUGCAGAAUACCCUACUGAAGAACGGCGCCCGCUUCAUCAAGGUGUCUCUCUUCCACUCCAGCGGCGCCUACUUCAAGCGGGCGCCCUUCUCACCCGUCUGGCCGCUGCAUGAGCUGCAAAUUGUCGCCCAGAGCACAGGUCUGUCGCGACACCAGUGUCUGGACGACCUGGGUCGGUCGGACGUCGCCGUGACCUGGGCGGCGGGUGACCGAUGUUACCACCUGGUGAGCGAGCGGGCCACGCGCCAGCAGGCGGAAGACACGUGUCGUCGGCUCGGAGACGAAGGGACGCUGUUCCGAGACACAUCGACAGGUCUUCAUGCUAUGGUGGUAGAUAUUCUCAGGUACCGCCGGUUUCUGAAACUGGCCCGGACCUCUGACGUUUGGAGCGGCGGAGUGCGAGACCCUUCACCGGGGCAAGCGGAUCAGCCAGUACCGCCGGGCUCCUGCCUGGCCGUCCGCCGUCGAUUUGGCUGGAACACCGUCCAGGUGGCCUGUGAGGCUCGGUUCCGCUUCGUCUGCCAGCGAGCGCCACGACUCUGCGGCAGUCCUCCCCAGAAGCCGAACCUCAUCUACAACCGGGCACGGCCCACUAUCGACGGUGGAGUCAUCAACGUGACGUGUGUGGACGCCCACCUGACCACCGGUCACAUCCAGUGUCAUCAGCGCACCUGGACUCAGCCGAACUUCUGUGACCGUCGUCCGCGCCCAUCGCCCCCGUCUCCAAAGUCACAGCCAUGGCCCACUCCCUCCGUGCACACAGUUCCGGAAACGACUACCGACUCGGGAACAGCCGAGCCAAAGAAGAGCUCGGAUGAAUCAAUACCGGCCACCAGAAAAUACCUCGGCGCCAUCAUCGGCGGUGUGGUGGGAGGCACCAUCGUUCUGGCGGUCAUCGCCGUCCUUCUCAUCUGCAACUCUCGACACAAGGACGACAAGCUCACUCAUGAGCCGUACAACUUUAUGGAGUUUUGGGGCCUCGGUCGGAACCAGACCCACAAACAGGAGGAGGACGAUCACGUUUACAGCGAGGUCGGCGGCCCGGAGGCCAUUUACGAGGAGCCUCGGUUCGCGUCCGGCCCGGGCCGGCCGCGGCACCCGCCCUCUAUUCGACCACCGCCACUGCCGCAGGAGCGUGCCCCCACGAGCACCCUGGAAACCGUGGUCAGCCACGGCGACUCCGACUACGAGCUCUGUCCCACGCUGGACAGCAAGGCGACGGCCGCUGCCGUGGCGGCGGCAGCAGCUGCGAGGGCAGGAGAGAUGGCUUUCCACCGCACCAGUACCAUGGAAACGCUGGUGUGUGGAGAGGAUUUGCAACGAGAAACAGAGUACUCAGUGCCGUUCGCAGGGCCCGCCGGGCGUCUCUCUCGCGGGGGAGAAGUGAACUCGAGUUUCGCCAGGUCGUCGGUAGAUGGCGGGACAGUGCCACAGCGCGGCAGAGCGGUCUCGCUCGCCACCAGUGAAGGACCGUAUGCGUUACCGUACGACCCCCGAGCGGACGACGUCUCGGACGCUGAUAGCUCAGUGGAACAGCGACGGAGUGUGCCCGAUGUCGUCAGUUUGACGGCGAGAUACUCGGGAAGUGCAAGGUGAACGGUGCUGCCCUCUGGAGAAAGUGACACGAACAGUGCUGUCCUCUGGGGAAAGUGACACGAACGGUGCUACCCUCUGGAGAAUAGACACGACCGGUGUUGCCUUCUGAAGAAGUGACACGAAUAGUGCUGCCGCCUGCGCUGCGAAGUGUGGACAACGAGCAUCCCAGCGAUGCACCAGCCCCGUGCAGUGUGUUUUCUUAUCAUUGCUAACCCAUGAACUGUCUGGUGAUGACAUGAGCUUAUCAAACGUUUAAAUGUGCCAAUGUUGAGCGUGGAGUUUGCCUUGAUUGACGAUAUCGACGUCGUAUUCCCAGCGAGGAAUUACUUGCGACCAUAAGGCGACGACAUAGUUUUAGACAUACCUUCUGUCGCGUAGGCACGGACAUGGAGAGAAUGACUAGGAGAGGGUGCCAUUACGGCUCAACUAGUUCCCUGUAUUUAUGGGGAAGGACAUGUUGUUUGUGGGACUUAUUUAAAAAGCAAAAAUUCGCAAUUAUAAGUAGUCUAAUUUUAACGAAAUAUUUUGGGUACCGUUUCUAAGACAGCUGAUGUAUAACACCUAUCCAAUAUUUUCGGAAUCUCAUCUCAUCGUCUAGUCGCCCCUUAUUUAGGUUGUAAUUGGUAGGUAAUGGAUGUCAUCAAAAUGAAGCUAAGCUUAAUGAAUACCGGCUAAACCGAUAUUCGUACGCCAGACCACUCGCAAUGUCAGACAUUUUCGACGCAUGUGCUCUGUUCCAGUGAUCUGUGAUAUUUGUGUUUGAUUGAAUAAAUGAUCCACCCAAGAGA